This is a messenger RNA of Centropristis striata (black sea bass), 11476 nucleotides long. Its product is annotated as lipopolysaccharide-responsive and beige-like anchor protein. Lineage: Eukaryota; Metazoa; Chordata; Actinopteri; Perciformes; Serranidae. Bases 744 to 9560 code for a protein of 2938 amino acids. Gene Ontology annotation, molecular function: protein kinase binding. The record is from RefSeq and is a predicted model, not a curated record. Gene Ontology annotation, cellular component: membrane; cytosol. The transcript is spliced from 56 exons. Gene Ontology annotation, biological process: intracellular protein localization.
CAGCGCCCCUUACUGCGCAUGCGCCACUCACUCAAGGGCUCCACUGUCAUGGCGCUGGCGAGCUGAAGCUACCGGGGUAAAUCAGGAAGAGAAAAGCAGCGCAGCUGGGUUAACGUUGACAUUUAGGCGAGUGUGAGGAGUUUGCCGGCGUGGAGGACCGAGCGGACUACUGUCCCUUUAGUCGACUCCAACCGGAGCUGCAGCCGGACUCACCCCCUUUCACAGUUUGUUGAGUUUUUUUUUUGCUUCUGCCCAAGCGCGCUACCUGUCAAGUGUCACUGACAAUAGCAACUUCACUGCUGUACCAAGAGAUAAAGUCACCGUAUCCUCGUCUAGCGUUUUUAACCGAGCAGCGGGGGGAAGAGGCUCUGCUUCACCUGCCUCUUGUUACCUGCCUGCAGUGGACUUCCUGACGGCUUUUAGCGGCAUUAAUCCAUCCGUCUGGGAUCAAGUUACGGACCAGGGGAGAGGAGUAGUUCACUGACAUUUCCAGCCCCGCAGUGUCAACGCUAACGAUUAUCUUUGAGCCCACUUUUUUUUUUUUUUGCUAAACUGUUUUUGGAUGGGGAGGAAAACGUUUGGUUUGUGUGCCUGUAGACUGUCAACAACUCAGCUGAAGGGGAGAUAGGAGCCCCUCUUUCUCCUCCUCCUCCCGACAUCGGCUGCUCUGUCACCAUUGGAGUUGAACAGGUGCCUUACCUGUGAACACCACCUGUCCCGUCCUUCCCCCUUUUUUUUAGCAAAUGGCUAGCGAGGAGACGGCGGGCGCUGCGCAGCCAGGUGAUGGAAAGGACGGGAGAGCGGGCGCCAUAGCGCUCAACCCCGGAGUGCCUAUCAGGGGGAUAAGGAUGAAAUUCGCCGUGCUCGGUGGCCUGGUGGAAGUUGGGGAAGUUUCCAACCGAGACAUUGUGGAGACUGUGUUCAACCUGCUGGUCGGCGGCCAGUUCGACCUCGAGAUGAACUUCAUCAUCCAGGAACCCGAGAGCAUCGUGUGCAUGGUGGAGCUGCUGGACAAGUGUGAGCCCACCUGUCAGGCCGAAGUCUGGAGCAUCUUCACCGCCAUCCUCAAGAAGAGCGUCCGCAACCUGCAGGCGUGCACCGACGUGGGGCUCAUCCAGCAGGUGCUCGAUCGUAUAUCCACCACGGACAGCAUGAUCGCAGACCUACUGGUGGACAUGUUGGGCGUGCUCGCCAGCUACAGCAUCACAGUAAAAGAGCUGAAGCUUUUCUUCAGCAAACUGCAAGGGGAGAAAGGCCAGUGGCCUCGUCAUGCAGUCAAACUGUUGUCGGUUUUGAAGUACAUGGCUCAUAGGAAUGGCCCUGACUCAUUCUUCAGUUUUCCAGGGAAAAAUGCAGCUGCUAUAGCUCUGCCUCCUAUAGCAAAAUGGCCGUACCAGAGUGGGUUUACAUUCCACACAUGGCUCCGCAUGGAUCCUCUCAACAACAUCAAUGUAGACAAAGACAAGCCUUACUUGUACUGUUUCCGCACCAAUAAAGGCAUGGGUUACUCCGCACACUUUGUGGGUGGCUGUUUGAUAGUGACCUCAUUAAAAUCCAAGGGGAAAGGAUUCCAGCACUGUGUAAAGUAUGACUUCAAACCCCAGAAGUGGUACAUGGUGACUCUUGUUCAUGUCUACAACCGCUGGAAAAACAGUGAAAUUAGCUGCUAUGUGAAUGGGGAACUGGCCUCCUUUGGAGACAUCGCCUGGUUUGUCAACACCAGUGACACGUUUGACAAGUGUUUCCUGGGAUCGUCGGAGACAGCAGAUGCCAACCGUGUGUUCUGCGGACAGAUGGGUGCAGUUUACCUGUUUGGAGAAGCUCUCAGCGCUGCUCAGAUCCUGGCCAUCUAUCAGCUGGGACCGGGCUACCAGGGUACAUUCAAGCACAAGGCGGAAAGUGACUUGCUGUUUGCUGAGCAUCAUAAGACCUUACUGUAUGAUGGCAAGCUGUCCUCGAGUAUUGCCUUCACGUAUAACCCUCGCGCCACAGACGCCCAGCUCUGCCUUGAGUCCUCCCCGAAGGACAAUGCCUCGAUUUUCGUCCACUCACCCCACGCACUCAUGCUGCAGGACGUGAAGGCCGUGGUGACUCACUCAGUCCAGAGUGGCAUUCACUCUAUCGGAGGCGUGCAGGUCCUCUUCCCUCUGUUUGCACAGCUGGAUUACAGCCAGCCCUCUUCCAGCCACGAGCUGGACACUUCUGUCUGCUGCACUUUGCUAUCCUUUGUGAUGGAGCUCUUGAAGAACUCGGUGGCUAUGCAAGAGCAGGUCCUCGCCUGCAAAGGCUUUCUCGUCAUUGGCUACACUUUGGAGAAGUCUUCCAAGGUGCAUGUGACGCGGCCCGUCCUGGACAUCGUGCUGGCCUUUUCCAGAUACCUUAGCAACUUGCAGAAUGGCAUCUUGCUGCUCAAGCAGCUGUGUGACCACAUUCUGUUCAACCCUGCCAUCUGGAUCCAUGCCCCUGCCAAGGUGCAGCUAACACUCUACACUUACCUGGCAACAGAGUUCAUCAGCACAGUGACCAUCUAUAACACCAUUCGCAGGGUGGGCACUGUACUCCAGGUCAUGCACACACUGAAAUUCUACUACUGGAUUACCAACCCCCAGGACCGCAGUGGAGUCGUGCCCAAAGGCCUUGAGGGUCCAAGGCCAAACCAGAAGGAGAUCCUGUCUUUGCGAGCCUUUCUGCUGUUGUUUGUCAAGCAGCUCAUAAUGAAGGAUCAUGGAGUGAAGGAAGAUGAGCUACAGAGUAUCCUCAACUACCUCCUGACCAUGCAUGAGGAUGACAAUCUCAUGGAUGUACUGCAGUUGCUGGUGGCUCUGAUGUCGGAACAUCCCGGCUCCAUGGUCCAGGCCUUCGACCAGCGGAACGGGAUUCGUGUGAUUUACAAGCUUUUGGCCUCAAAAAGUGAAGGAAUAAGAGUGCAGACACUCAAAGUGAUGGGCUACUUUAUGAAACACUUGCCACCAAAGAGGAAACCUGAGGUCAUGCUGAGUCAUGGCCUUUUCUCCCUGCUCACCGAACGCCUGAUGCUCCACUCCAGCCAGUUCACAAUGACAACCUACAACGUGCUGUUUGAGAUUCUUACAGAGCAGAUCUGCACUCAAGUGAUCCAUAAACAGCAUCCGGACCCCGACUCCACUGUGAAGAUUCUCAACCCACAGAUUCUGAAGGUAAUCGCUGCCCUGCUGAAGAACUCUCCCCCAACCCCCGAGAGCAUGGAGGUGCGCAAGGUCUUUCUGUCAGACAUGAUCAAACUGUUCAAUAACAGCCGAGAGAACCGCAGGAGCCUGCUGCAGUGCUCGGUGUGGCAGGAGUGGAUGCUCUCUCUGUGCUUCAUCAACCCGCAAAACAGCGAGGAGCAGAAAAUCACAGAGAUGGUGUACGCCAUCUUCCGCAUCCUGCUCUACCACGCCAUCAAAUAUGAGUGGGGCGGCUGGCGCGUCUGGGUGGACACCCUGUCCAUCACCCACUCCAAGGUCUCCUUUGAGCAGCACAAAGAGAAUCUGUCCCGUAUGUUCCGUCAGUACCAGCGCCGGGAGUCUGCAGGCUCCCAGAGCACGAUCCGAACCAUCUCCGGUGUCAGCCAAAGCUCGGAGAACAUGGAUUGUGUCAACGGGCCGCCUUUAGAGGAGACGCCGCCUUCCACCGUCAUUGAGCUCAGGGUGGACGACCUGUCCCAGAAGUCCCCCGAAUCGUCAAGUUCCACCGUCACGUCCAGCCCGACGGAGGCUGCUGACGGUAGGGGCGGUGCAUCCAUCACUGUGUCCAACAUCCUGGCCAGGGCAGAAGAAGAAGAGCAGAAGUUUGAGGAGUCUUCCAAGGAGGGUGCAGGGGAUGAUGGGAAAGAGACUGAAGCUACUGUGACGCAAAAAGACGAUAAAGAUAAAGAGGAAGAGACCAAGGAGCAGGAACCAGAGACUGACAAGAACAAGGAUGAUCUGCAAACUUCAGUUAGCCCUCAAGUUGAAACAGAUGACCUAAAAGCAGUGGAAGAGGUUAAAGACUCUGCUACAACAUCUGCAACUGGUGAGGCAGAAACACCUGAAACAGAUGAUGAAAAAUCCGAACAUAUCAAAGGUGAAUCAUCUAACUCCAUGACAGAAGACUCUUUAAAUGAGACAGAACUGCCAGCGGUUUCAGAAGAAGACGGUAAGAUUGAGCAAACGUCCCCCGAUGCUGCGGCCCGUCUGGAGAACAGCGUGCUGGGAGGAGCCUCCGUCGUCAAUGACGACCUGGUGGACAUGUCUUCUGUGAGUGACCAGAACCAAGCGAGUGACGCUGAUGACAGCCAAGAGGAGUCCUCUUAUGCUUCAGCUGCAGCCGGAGAGGAAGGGGGGGAGGUGGCUAAAAAGGAAGAAGAUGAUGACCGAAAGAAGGAUGAUCAAGAAAGUCAUAAGAUGAAGACUGAUGAAGGAAAAGACGAGAAACAAGAAGUUCAAGAAAAAAAUGAAGAAAGUGAAGCAGAAGAGAAACAGGCGUCUAUGUCGGAGAGUCAGGCUCCUCCAGCUGAAACACCUGAACAAAGUGUGACAGAAACACCCAAAGAAAUAGUUGAAGAUGAACAGUCUUCCUCCAUCACUGAACCUGCCACUGCAGACCAGCAGCCCUCAGAUACAACAGCGCCCUCUACAGCACAGGAGGCUGCAACAGCAUCAGACUCAACAGCCCCUGGCCAGCCUGCAGAGGCCAGCGGCACCACUGAAGAGGGAACCCCAGAGAGCUGCACCGCCGCCUCCAACCCUGACGCCCAGAAGAGUGCGGACUCUGUCAGCAAGACCAAAGAGAUCAAAAUUGCCCGACUGGAUGUGUCGAAUGUGGCCUUAGACACGGAGAGACUUGAAUUAAAGGAGACCUCUGCAACGGAAACAAGCCAAGGCCAGCCAGCAGCAGCAGCAGGAGGAGCAGGAGGUCCUCAGAGGGAGGGCAGCACCUCUGCUCCUCGCUCCACCAUGUUUCGUAUCCCAGAGUUCCGCUGGUCCCACAUGCACCAACGCCUCCUCGCUGACCUGCUCUUCUCUAUCGAGACAGAUGUCCAGAUGUGGAGGAGUCACUCCACAAAGACAAUUCUGGACUUUGUGAACAGCAGUGAGAACGUCGUGUUUGUCCACAACAGUAUUCACCUCAUCUCCCAGGUGGUGGACAACCUGAUCAUGGCUUGUGGAGGCAUUUUACCUCUGCUCUCCGCUGCCACCUCCUCCUCUCAUGAACUGGAGAACAUCGAGCCCUCCCAGGGCUUGUCGGUGGAGGCUUCAGUCACCUUCUUGCAGCGUCUCAUCAACCUCGUUGAUGUCCUCAUCUUCGCCAGCUCCCUCAACUUCACCGAGAUAGAAGCAGAGAAAAACAUGUCGUCAGGAGGCAUCCUGCGACAGUGCCUUCGCCUCGUCUGUGCUAUGGCAGUGAGAAACUGUCUGGAGUGUCAGCAAGCCCAGUUUAAGCACGGGGCAGAAACCGCAGCUCGCAGCUACACGGCCAUGCCCAGCAGUUCGCUCGGAGCGGCCAUGUCUGCAGCCGCACAGAGUCCUGUUGAUGCAGUGACAGGUGGACUGUCUCCAGUCAGAGACCUGGACCGGCUUCUCCAGGACAUGGACAUUAACCGCCUCAGGGCCGUCGUCUUCAGAGAUAUUGAGGACAGUAAGCAGGCUCAGUUUCUGGCGCUUGCCGUUGUCUACUUCAUCUCAGUCCUCAUGGUGUCCAAGUACCGCGACAUCCUGGAGCCCCACAAUGACAAGAAACACCCUCAGCGGUCCCAGUCUGCCAGGAGCACAGACAGCGGUGCCAUUUCUGGUGGCCUGGAGGUGGAGAAUGGCGUCUCUCUCCGGCGGUAUGACUCUGGCAUCGGUGACGACCACACCUCGACCGCAGCCAGCGAGGCGGACCUGUCAUCCUCUGGCGUGACUCACGGCCCAGACGCCAUCUCAGAGGCCCUGUCGACGCUGUCUUCUGAGGUCAGACCUUCCCUGCCCGCUGAUUCAAAGGGCAAGAAUGUGAAGGACAUUCUGCGCAGCCUGGUGAGCGCUCCGGCUGAUGAUAUCAUGGUGGACCCAAGUCUGCUGCCACCAGCGUUCAUAGGAGGCGUGGGCGACGCGGCCAGAGAGUCAUCGCUGCAGUUUCGUUCCUUUGAUAGAAGCGUCGUCGUUGCACCUAAGAAAGCGGGCAUGGCACCAUCUCCAGCCACCUCCACUACCGUCCCAGCAGCCACUGCUGCGUCCGUGUCUGGUGGGACACCUAUGGACAGCGUGGCCGUAGUCUCUUCUGGAGACGCCUCCCAGAGCUCCUCUGCAGAGUCUGCAGCCACAGGCGGCCAGGUUCCAGCCAGCGCUAGCCUGCCAUCUGUCCCCCCACUCUCCCCUGUGACCCAGAACACAGCCCCCAAUAUGAGUAUCUCAGAGCGUCUGGAGCAUGCUCUUGAGAAAGCAGCCCCUCUGCUGAGAGAGAUCUUUGUGGACUUUGCCCCCUUCCUCUCUCGGACCCUGCUGGGCAGCCACGGACAAGAGCUCCUUAUUGAGGGCACGAGUCUGGUGUGCAUGAAGUCCAGCAGCUCAGUCGUGGAGCUCGUCAUGCUUCUGUGUUCACAGGAAUGGCAGAACUCCAUCCAGAAGAAUGCCGGUCUGGCCUUUAUAGAGUUGGUCAACGAAGGCAGGUUGCUGAGUCACACCAUGAAGGACCACCUAGUUCGCGUGGCUAAUGAAGCCGAAUUUAUCCUGAGCCGACAGAGGGCCGAAGACAUCCAUAAACAUGCAGAGUUUGAGUCGAACUGUGCUCAGUACGCAGCGGAGAAGCGAGAUGAGGAAAAAAUGUGCGACCAUCUGAUCCGAGCAGCCAAGUACCGCGACCAUGUGACAGCCACACAGCUCAUCCAGAAGAUAGUCAACAUCCUGACUGACAAACACGGAGCCUGGGGAAGCUCGGCCAAAAGCCGGCCGAGGGAGUUCUGGCGCCUGGACUACUGGGAGGACGAUUUAAGGCGGCGACGUCGCUUCAUCAGGAACCCCUCCGGAUCCACUCACUCAGAGGCUACGCUCAAAGCCGCGGCCGAACACGCAUCCGAGGAGGAUAUCCUCAAAGGCAAGCAGUCCAUCAGGAGUCAAGCUCUGGGAAAUCAAAACUCGGAGAGUGAGACAUUACUUGACGGGGACGAUGACACUCUGUCGUCCUUGGAGGAGAAGGACCUGGAGAACCUAACAGGCCCAGUAAACUUGAGCACCAGCGCUCAGCUGGUGGCUCCGGCCGUGGUAGUGAGAGGCACCCUGUCCAUCACCGCCUCCGAGCUCUACUUCGAGGUGGACGAAGACGAGCCGGGCUUCAAGGCCAUCGAUCCAAAGAUUCUGGUCUAUACAGAAGGUCUUCAUGGAAAAUGGCUGUUCACAGAGAUCCGUGCCGUGUUUUCCAGACGUUACCUACUGCAGAAUACUGCUCUGGAAAUCUUCAUGGCCAACAGAACUGCAGUCAUGUUCAACUUCCCAGAUGCAGCCACGGUCAAGAAGGUGGUCCACAGUCUUCCUCGUGUUGGCGUUGGCACGAACUUUGGCCUUCCACAGACCAGACGUAUCUCUCUGGCCACACCAAAGCAGCUCUUCAAGGCGUCCAACAUGACCCAGCGCUGGCAACGCCGCGAGAUAUCCAACUUUGAUUACCUCAUCUAUCUCAACACCAUCUCUGGCCGAACAUAUAAUGACCUAAACCAGUACCCGGUCUUCCCCUGGGUUAUCACCAACUACGACUCGGAGGAACUUGACCUCACUCUGCCCAGCAACUUCAGAGACCUGUCCAAGCCCAUUGGUGCUCUGAACCCCAAGAGGGCAGCAUUCUUUUCAGACCGAUACGAGUCCUGGGAGGACGAUCAGGUGCCCAAGUUCCACUAUGGCACCCACUAUUCCACUGCCAGCUUCACCAUGAUGUGGCUACUGCGUCUCGAACCCUUCACCACGUUUUUCCUAAACUUUCAAGGAGGGAAGUUUGACCACGCUGACCGCACCUUCUCCUCGGUGUCCCGAGCCUGGAGGAACAGCCAGAGAGACACAUCUGAUGUUAAGGAGCUGAUCCCGGAGUUCUUCUACCUCCCUGAGAUGUUUGUCAACGCCAACAGUUACACUCUGGGAGUGAUGGAGGACAAAACUGUGGUCUCUGAUGUGGAGCUGCCGCCUUGGGCCAAGACCCCGGAGGAGUUUGUACGCAUCAAUCGCCUGGCCCUGGAGAGCGAGUUUGUGUCCUGCCAGCUCCACCAGUGGAUCGAUCUGAUCUUUGGCUACAAGCAGCAGGGACCUGAAGCCACCAGAGCCCUCAAUGUUUUCUAUUAUCUGACCUACGAGGGCACAGUCAACCUCAGCUCCAUCAACGACCCCAUGCUCAGAGAGGCUGUGGAGUCUCAAAUCAGGAGUUUUGGACAGACACCCUGCCAGUUGCUCAUCGAACCACACCCACCCAGAAGCUCUGCCAUGCAAGUGACCCCGAUGAUGUUCACGGAGCAAAUGCAGCAGGAUGUCAUCAUGGUGCUGAAGUUCCCAUCCAACUCUCCCGUGACCCACGUAGCGGCCAACACCCAGCCAGGUCUCACAUCACCUGCCAUCAUCACGGUGACCGCCAACCGACUCUUUGCCGUCAAUAAGUGGCACGGCUUAACAGGUCAUCAGAGCUCAACGGUGCAGGACCAGCAGUACCAACUUCCUGUGGAAAUUGACCCUCUGAUAGCCAGUAACGUUGGCAAUCAUCGUCGUCAGAUCUCAGACCUGCUCGAUCAAAGCAUCCAGAUCAGCUCGCAGUAUUUCGUCAUCACAGCCGACAACCGCUUCAUCCUUCUGUGUGGCUUCUGGGACAAGAGCUUCCGGGUUUACUCCACCGAUUCAGGCAAACUGACUCAGAUAGUGUUUGGGCAUCGUGACGUGGUGACGUGUCUGGCUCGCUCCGAGUCGUACAUCGGAGGAGACUGCUACGUCCUGUCAGGCUCCAGAGAUGCCACCCUGCUGCUGUGGUACUGGAACGGGAAGCACAACAGCAUUGGAGAGAGCCCAGGCACAGCGUUUACCACACCACGGGCCAUCUUAACAGGCCAUGACUGUGAAGUGACAUGUGCAAGUGUGUGUGCGGAGCUGGGCCUCGUCAUCAGCGGCUGCAAAGAGGGUCCUUGUCUGAUCCAUUCCAUGAAUGGGGACCUGCUGCGGACCCUGGAGGGCCCCGAGCGCUGCCUGCGGCCUCGUCUCAUCCAGUCCUCCACUGAGGGACACUGCAUCAUCUACUACGACAAGGGACAGUUCUGUCACUUCACUAUCAACGGCAAACUGCUCGGACACAUGGAGAUGGAAGACAGCAUCAAGGCCAUGUAUCUGAGUCGGGAUGGCCAGUAUCUGCUGACAGGCGGAGAUGGAGGUGUAGUUUCUGUCUGGCAAGUCCACGACCUCAAACAGCUGUUCACCUACCCAGGCUGUGACGCAGGAAUCCGCUCUAUGGCCAUGUCACAUGACCAAAGGUGCAUCAUCACUGGCAUGGCGUCUGGAAGCAUCGUGCUCUUCUACAACGACUUCAACAGAUGGCACCACGAGUACCAGACGAGGUACUGAGCCCACGACAGCAGCUUUACUUGACUGGCAAAGAUCCAAAUGGUUGAAAGUGUGAACUCUUAUCAAAGGCACUAUUCUGUCUAUAUCCUGAUAUCCUGAAUGUAUCUCAAUGAAAGAAGAAAAAAAAAACCUGUCCUGUUAUAGUAAAAGAAUCAAAACUAUUUUUAAAAAAGGGCAUUGCUAUAUUUUGUAGAUCAGAUAGAAAACUUUCAUAUGAAUCACAGGGUGGGGGUUAUGUUACUGUACGGUUAAAAACAAAUCUAUUUUUAGCUGUAAGAGUCUAUUUUCAUCUCCUCCGAAAAAAAACAAAAGCGGGAUUUGUGGGGAGCUAGUGAGAACCUUUUCUCUUGACUUAAAAAUCCAAAUAUUUGUGUACUUUAGGGUGAGUGAUUUUUUUGUUCUUCCUGUAGGUGUGUAUGUGGGGAAUAAUUAUUAAGCUAUCAUUCACUUUUAACAUGCUUUUUUGGCAACACAACCAGUAGAUAUGAAACGUUUGAAUAAAUAAUAACUGUAUUUGACAGAAGGAUAAAAAAAGAGGGAAUAUACAUAUAUAUAUAUAAGUAUCUAUAUAUUCUGUUUAAAUGUAGUCCUCCAUAUUUAAAAUCUUCAUUCCCUCUGUACAUCUGUGCUUGCUAAGAGAUUUCUGUGCAUGGCUCACUACUCAUAUAAAACAUAUCAGUGCAGACCUAUCGCAAUAUCAUUUAAUACUUCAAAACAUUAAAAGAUUUUCCCACCCGGUGAUAUUAAGAUGAGCUUUAUGUAGAGAAGGCUGUAAGGAAAAACCAUGUCAAGGAUUUUGCUUUUACAUUUCUUUCUCAAAUGACUGAAGUAGCAAAGAGUGAAUCCCUAGUUCGGAUUCUUGAAGUGGGGUUGUUGUAUGAGGAACCUAUCCAGAAAACAUAUUUUAGCAACCUAAAAAAAUCUGUUUAGUUACAUGCUAUAUUUAAAAAUCUUCACCAGCUGAAGCUGGUGUGGUCAUCUAUGUUCUCUUCAAAGCCACUAGACUCCAUUGACAAACAGUCAUUUUUACCUCACAGCAUACAGAAGUUGUUGAUCUACUGCGGCCUCGACCUCUUAGUUUGUUUGUGUAAGUCUGGAUUCACCAAAGUCACACAAUAACAAACUUACCAAUUGAGCCAGUGGUAGACCAAUAACUCAUGUAUUCUGCAAGGUAAAAUUACUGUUUUAUUCCAAGGAGUUUGGGGGAUUUGGAAAGAGCAUAGAUAUAUCUAUACAUAGUUCCUCGUCAAAAAGGGCUGCCUGACAGCAAGGUAAAGUGGUAAAAACAUUGUUAAUAUAGCAUACAUUUAAACUGAUAUUAAUUUUUUUAAGGUGGCUAGUAUAUAUUUCUUGCCUGCUUCCCCAAACUGAAAGCAUACCCACCACCAUCUCUGUAGGCAAUACACUGACUAUGAAUAAAUUCCACAUACAACCCCAUUUCAAAAUUUCCUAACUGUCCCUUUAAUGUUCAUGAUGAAAUGACUGAGUGUAUGACAUCACUAAUCAAUCGCAUCACAUCACAUCAUAGCCAGUGCCCGAGCCAGCUGAGCAUCUUUCAAGUCCUCUUUGAGUCCUGUCUCUCUAACAGCAAAGUGAGAUGUGCAAUGACAGGAAGGACUUUUUUCUAAUUCAGUCUGAGGUUCUUCCUCUUUUUCUUUUAUUACAGGAUGAGUGAUUAUGUUAAAAUUGAGCACUAAAAUGUUAUGACAUAUAUUCCUUUGGUCAUCACUAAAAUAAACGUCCACUUGUAUGUUUUGAUUUUGGGGGAAACAUUCCUUUAAAGUUGCGCUUUGAUGUGGUUUGAAUCUCCAGUUAUAUGAGAACUGCUGUUAUCUAUCAACCAAUUUUUUUUUGCAAUCAUGUUUUGUGUUUUGUGUGCUGAGUUCUGACAAUAAAAUGGAAUUUUAUAACUUGAA